Leptomonas pyrrhocoris is the source of this 1692-nucleotide messenger RNA. Its product is annotated as putative mitochondrial MRB1-associated protein, putative,guide RNA binding protein. Gene Ontology annotation, molecular function: RNA binding. The transcript has a single exon. Lineage: Eukaryota; Euglenozoa; Kinetoplastea; Trypanosomatida; Trypanosomatidae. Bases 1 to 1692 code for a protein of 563 amino acids. The record is from RefSeq and is a predicted model, not a curated record. Gene Ontology annotation, biological process: mitochondrial RNA processing; regulation of mitochondrial mRNA stability. Gene Ontology annotation, cellular component: ribonucleoprotein granule; mitochondrial matrix.
AUGCGCAGCGUCAGCGUGCUGCGGCUGCGACUGCCCACGUCACGGCGGUUGAGCCUGCCCGAUGCAGCCCGAGGCAUCCCGGGCCUUCUCUUGGCGUCCCUCUUCACCUCCCCCAGCGCUGCGGGAGCGACACGCCGGCACCAGUCCACGUCCAACGCGGACGGGUCCGCCCCACCGCACACCACCUCGCCCGUACCUGCCCACCCCGCCGCCGGCGACGCCUUGCGCUACAGCGGCGCCACCUCCGGUCAGGCCCCUGUUUCCUUUGGGCGGCACAUCGCCGCGAAUGAGUUGGCGAUGCCGCAGACGCCGCGCGGGUCGCAGCUGGCAGCGCGCAACAUCGCAACGGAAGCGCUACAGAUGAAGAAGCUGCACCAAGAGCGGGGCGGCAAUCCGAUGCUGGCCCAGCAGGCCCGCCGCGUCCUCUUCGCCACGUCCAUCAGCGGCCAAAACGUCGACGCCCGCUCCGUCGCACUGCUGCUCAACACGGCGGUGUACUUCGGCAUGGAGAGCGACGCGCGGGUGGUGCGGGAGUGCAUCGACUACUGUCUCAAGAACGACAAAUUCGUCUCCCUUGACAUUCUACCAAUUGUCGUGACCGCCUGUGCCACGCUGAAGUCGCGGGACGCGCGGGAGGUGAUUGAGAUGCAGGCCAUCAAGGCGACCCGCAACGCCCGCUUCCUCGACGCCAAAGGGGUGACGAACAUCAUUAGCGCCUUCUCCAAGACGGGCAUCAACCAUGAGAAGAUGUACGAGCUGCUCUCCCGCCGUGUGCAGAGCCUCGUCCGUGUGGGCGAGUUCGAGGCGAGCCACCUCGUCAUCUUAGCCAACGCCUUCUCCCGAUUGCGCUUACGCGACCCGUACGUCUUCGGCGCCAUCGCACGCCGGGCCAUGUCGCUGCGGGAGCGCGUGACGGUGAAUGAACUCGUGCCGUUGAUCUGCGCCUUUUCCAAGGCUGGGCUGAAGGAUGCGAAGCUAAGCAAGCGUUUCGCCGGUAAGGCGAUGGAGUACGUCGACCAGAUGAACGCGGAGCAGGUCGCCCUCAUGUUUCAGGCCUUCGCAAUGUUUGGCAUCCGCUACGACCAGCUCUUUGGCGUUCUAACAAAUCGUGCGGUGGAGCUUAUUGACGAGUUCAACGCGCAGUACAUCAGCGUCACCCUCUCUGCCUUUCAGCGCAUUGGCAUUAACAACCCGGAGCUCUUCGAUAACUUGGCGGAGCGUGCGCUGGCUGUGGUGCAGGACCACGACGCUCGUGACAUCUCCUACACCGUCACGGCUCUCGCCCACUUUGGGCUGAAGGACGAGGAGCUCUUUAAGCGGCUCGCCUCGCACGCCGCCUCGAUCGCUGAUCAGUUUGACGCCAUCGGGUUGGUCAACACAAUUCACGCGUUUGCGCGCACAUUCUUUCUGCAGGAGGACAUGGUCGUGGCGUUGUCGGAGCGGAGUGUCUACGUGUGUCGGCACCUUGACUCGAAUCAAGCACGACGCUUGUUGUGGUCACUCGCGAAGUUCCAGGUGAAGGAUCCCCGCAUCUUGACACCGGUCUUUAAUCGCUGUUUGGCGCUGCAUCAAGACUUCUUCGCGGACCCGAUGGGGGGUGAGGAAAUCGAGGAGAUUUUCGACUUCUUCGGGCCCAAUUUCUGUCCCCCGCUGUAUCAGCUGUACAUGUCGCGCGGCUCCAGCAUGUCGUAG